GAGUCGAAUAGCAGUGGAGAAGCGGUGAUUUUCACGGCUAUCAAGAGGUUCAUUGAACGGGAUCGGGUGGUGUUUGUGUACCGCGCACUCACGGAAGGCCAAGGCAAGUUUUCUGGAAUUUGCUCAGAUGAAACUGGGUGGGUUGUUGUUCGUCGUCAGAUUGGAGACACAACGCAAAAUGUGUGUGACUCGACGAUUCUUGAGAACUGCGUGCGCAUUUUACCUGUGUGCUGUGGUAGUCCAGUGAGUGUUUGGAUGAAUUUGCAACUCUGGUGGUGA
Phytophthora sojae is the source of this 279-nucleotide messenger RNA. RefSeq lists its product as hypothetical. The annotation marks the transcript as partial. The record is from RefSeq and is a predicted model, not a curated record. NCBI's taxonomy places the organism in Eukaryota, Oomycota, Peronosporomycetes, Peronosporales, Peronosporaceae. The transcript has a single exon.